AUGGGUGAAGAAGCUAGCUGGAACACACGGGCUAAACUACAACACAACUGGCGUGAAGCUGCGAAACGCAAUGCGCAAUAUAAUGUGACCAUAUUCCAGACGUAUUCGUUCUACAUUGACCAACUCGACUCAAUCGGUGGCAAUACUCUAUCCACUGUGAUUGUAGCUGCUAUAACAAUGGAUUUGGCAUGUUUCCUUAUGAUACCCAGUGCCAGCUCCAUAAUUUCAAGGUAUAAAUUUCCCACACAUUAUGAAGAGCUCGAACACAACACUGCUAAUUAA
Strongylus vulgaris is the source of this 282-nucleotide messenger RNA. The record is from the annotation of a GenBank genome assembly. Lineage: Eukaryota; Metazoa; Nematoda; Chromadorea; Rhabditida; Strongylidae.